ACCAUUUUGAGAGAAGACCUAAAUAAACGGAGAGAUACCACAUUAUUGGAUGAAAGUUUUAAUAUGGUUAAGAUGUCAAAGCCAAAUUGAUUUAUAGAUUAAAUGAAACCCUAAUCAAAAUGCUUAGCCAUUUUUUUGGUAGAAUUUAACAAGCUGAUUCUAAAAUUUAUAUCUAAAUGCAAUUGGAUCUCAAAUAGUCAAAACAACUUUAAUAAAGAAUUAAAUUGGAGGAUUUAUAAUGCCUGAUUGCAAGAAUUACUCUAAAGCUACAGUAAUUAAGAUAAUGUGCUUUUGGAAUCAGUGUAUAUAUAUAUAUAUAUAUAUAUAUAUAUAUAUAUAUAGACACAUAUACGUAUGUGUGUGUGUGUAUAUAUAUAAUCUGUGGAACACAAUAGAGAGUCUAAAACUAGACACUGUAACUAUGUAACACCUAUAUGGUCACUUGAUUUUUCACAAAGCUGACAGUAAUUUGGAGACAGGAAAGUCUCUUCCACAAAUAGUUCUGGAAUAAACACAUACCUAUAUAUUUUUUAAAAUCAACUUUUAUCCCCUUAUGUCACACAAAAAUUAACUUGAAUCACAGACUUAACUGUGAGAACUAAAACUUCUAGAUGAAAACAUUGGAGGAACUUGGGUUAGGCAAAGCUCAGAUAAGAAUAACUUCUGCUCUUCCACAGAGAGACACUGUUAAGAAAACGGAAAGGCAAGCCUAAGGCAAAACAUCUGUGAUUAAGGAGUGGUGUUUAUAAUAGAUAUAUUUUUAAAAUAGUAAAUAUUGAAAAAUUGAGGAUUUUACCAAGGAAAAAAUACAAAUAGCACAUAAGCACCAAUGCUCCAAGUUACUAGUCAUUAAGGAAGUGCAAAUUGUAAUACUGCUACAACUCACUAGAAUGACUAUAGUUACAAAGACUGGCAUUGCCAAAAGUCAGCGAGAAUGUGGAGUAAGUGGAACGCUCACAUAUUGCUCAUGGGUAGGUAAAAGUCCAACCGUUUCAGAAGACAGUUUGGCAAUUUCUUAUAAACUUAAAUAUUAUACUAACCUUAUGACCCAGCAAUUCCACUCCUCAGUAUAUACCCAAGAGAAAUGAAAACAUGUCCACACAAAAAUCUACAUGAAUGUUCAUAAAAGCUUUAUUAUGGUCCCAAACUGGAAACACCUCAAAAGUUCAUCAUUGGUGAAAGGAUUAAACCGCAUCCAUACAAUGAAUGCUAAUUAGCAAUGAAAGGAACAAACUAGUAAUUCAUGCAACAACAUGGGUGAAUCUCAGAAGCAUUAUGUUAAGUGAAAGAAGACAGACACAAAAAAACAUCAUACUGUAUGAUUUCAUUUAUCUACAAUUUGAGAAAAGGCAAAAUUUAGUGACAGCAGAUGAGUUGUUGCCAGGGGCUGGUGGGAGGGACAUGAGGGAACUUUUGGGGGCUAUGGAACUGUUCUAUACCAUGAUUGUGGUGGUGGUUACAUAACUAGACAUUUGUCAAAACUCAUCCAAUCAUACACCUAAGAGUGGUUAAGUAUGUAUUUUAUAUGUCAUGAAUCUGACUAAAAGAAAAAAAUAAUAAAAAGAAUUGUGUUAAUGUAAAUUUGGGUUUAUGGGUGUUUGCUAUAAUAUUCUUUCAGAUUUGUUUUAUAUUUAAUAAUCUUCAUUUUAACAUAUUUCCAAAGAUAUGAACUUGAGAUAAAAUUCACAAGAGAAGAAUAGUCCAAAUUUUAUACUGAGUUACUUUUCACAUGUGUUCCUCUAUGUGACCUGCUUAGGUAGCAACUUUUAUCAGUGACAUAGGCCUUGCUCUGCAAAGCUCUUUGCUGGGGAGGAACCUAACCAACCUUUACAGGAGGAACCUAUUGCCACUGCUGAGGUAACAGAGGCUCAGAGAAAAUUUUGUCCAAGAUCAAACAGAGCAAGUAGUGGAGGCAAGCUUGAAUCUCACUUCUUCUGACUUAAAAUUUCACUCAUGAAACUGUGUCAAGGCACUGAACUGGAUGCUGGGAACUUAAAGAUGACUAUGCAGCAGAUCCUACCCUUAGAUCACAGAGGCUAUAAACAGGAUGUUUCUGGGUCCUGUGAUAGCCUCCAUUGUUCUGUUAUCUGUUUUCUAGAUAGUUCAUUCUUCUUUGCUUUAUUAUUGUGAUUGUGUAACUCACCUGGGAUUUGAAUUUCCUGAGAGAUUAUCUUCAUUAUCUCUGAUUCUUUGUUUUGAUUAUCAGAGUUAGCUCUUAAAGCUUCCUUAGUGUUCUUGUUCCUUAUUCAUGUUUAGAAGUUUUAACAGUCAGUGUGUUUGGCUUUCUACAAUCAAUAUUUCCUUCUAAGUCCCCUUGAAAUGCUUCCAAGAAUGGACAGCCAUCUCCUCUUCUGAAAAUAGGAAAAACUGAAAAAACUGAAGGCACCUGGGGUCAAACUGAGCAUACAAAUAGGAAGGCACUCCGCAGGGAUAAGAUUGUGAAACAUGGCUGAGGAUAAAGGCAAGAGAGAUUCCAUUGGAAUGAGUAUGAAGGGAGGCCGGACAAACAACGGGUUUGUACAAAAUGAAGACAUCUUGGAGACGGACCUGGACCCAGGCAGCCCAGAGGACAGCCCACAGCACAAUGCCGUGGACAUCUUUGGCCCUGCGGAGCCCGACUUGAAGGAUGUGCGGCCCUACGCGGGGAUGCCCAAGGAGGUACUGUUCCGGUUCUCGGGCCAGGCCCGCUACCGGGUGCCCCGGGAGAUCCUCUUCUGGCUCACCGUGGCUUCUGUGCUCGUGCUCACUGGGGCCACCAUAGGCAUCAUUGCCAUCUCUCCGAAGUGCCUGGACUGGUGGCAGGCGGGGCCCAUGUACCGGAUCUACCCGAGGUCUUUCAAGGACAGCGACAAGGAUGGGAACGGAGAUCUAAAAGGUAUUCAAGAUAAGCUAGAUUACAUCACAACUUUAAAUAUAAAAACUGUUUGGAUUACUUCAUUUUAUAAAUCAUCCCUUAAAGAUUUCCGACAUGGUGUUGAAGAUUUCCGAGAAAUCGAUCCCAUUUUCGGAACAAUGAAAAAUUUUGAGAAUCUGGUUGCAGCCAUACAUGAUAAAGGUUUAAAAUUAAUCAUCGAUUUCAUACCAAACCACACCAGUGAUAAACAUGCUUGGUUUCAAUGGAGUCGGAACCGGACAGGGAAAUAUACUGAUUAUUAUAUCUGGCAUGACUGUACCCGUGCAAAUGGCAAAACCAUACCGCCCAACAACUGGUUAAGUGUAUAUGGAAACUCCAGUUGGCACUUUGAUGAAGUACGAAACCAAUGCUAUUUUCAUCAGUUUACGAAAGAGCAACCUGAUUUAAAUUUCCGUAAUCCUGAUGUUCAAGAAGAAAUAAAAGAAAUUAUACAGUUUUGGCUCUCAAAGGGUGUCGAUGGCUUUAGCUUCGAUGCUGUUCAAUUUCUUCUAGAAGCAAAGCAUCUGAGAGACGAGGCCCAAGUGAAUAAGAACCAAAUCCCGGACACAGUCACUCACUACUCGGAGCUGUACCAUGACUUCACCACCACACAGGUGGGAAUGCACGACAUUGUCCGCAGCUUCCGGCAGACAAUGGACCAGUACAGCAGGGAGCCUGGGAGAUACAGGUUCAUGGGGACUGAAGCCCAUGGAGAGAACAUUGCCAAGACCAUGAUGUACUACGGUCUGCCUUUUAUCCAAGAAGCAGAUUUUCCCUUCAACAGUUACCUCGGUAAACUAAACAUGCCUUCUGGGAACAGUGUGUUUGAAGUUAUCACAUCCUGGAUGGAAAACAUGCCAGAAGGAAAAUGGCCUAAUUGGAUGACUGGCGGACCAGACAAUGACCGGCUGACUUCUCGUCUGGGGAAACAAUAUGUCAACAUCAUGAACAUGCUUGUGUUCACACUGCCUGGAACUCCCAUAACUUACUACGGGGAAGAAAUAGGAAUGAGAAAUAUUUUAGCCACAAAUCUCAAUGAAACCUAUGAUGUUGAUACUCUUCUCUCAAAGUCACCAAUGCAGUGGGACAAUAGCUCAAAUGCUGGUUUUUCUGAAGGCAAUCACACCUGGUUACCCACCAGUUCAGAUUACCACACUGUGAAUGUUGAUGUCCAAAAGACUCAGCCCAGAUCAGCACUGAAGUUAUAUCAAGAAUUAAGUCUGCUUCAUGCCAAUGAGCUGCUCCUCAGCAGGGGCUGGUUUUGCUACUUGAGGAAUGACAACCACUCUGUUGUGUACACAAGAGAGCUGGACGGCAUAGACAGAGUCUUCCUCAUGGUUCUGAAUUUUGGAGAAUUAUCACCGCUAAAUCUAAAGGAAAUGAUUUCAGAUAUUCCCACAAGAGUAAGGAUAAGGUUAAGUACCAAUUUUGCCUACAAAGGCCAUGAAGUUGAUACGCAUGCCGUUACACUGGACAAAGGAGAAGGACUCAUCCUUGAAUACAACACGAGGAAUCUCCUUCAUCACCAAACAGCAUUCCAAGAUAGAUGUUUUGUUUCCAACCGGGCAUGCUAUUCCAGUGUAUUGAACAUACUGUACAGCUUGUGUUAGGCACCUCUGUGAAAGAGAUGGCGACGCUGGCAUUCUGUUCUACUGUAAGCAUUUGCAGUAACUUCACGUACAGCAGCAUGCUGCUGGGUGAACUUUAUGAUCGGUAAUUCUUAGAUAUUUCUGUAGCUUGAGUGAAACUGCUUUAGGAUAGGUUCUCAAAUGUUUUUCAAGAAUAAUAAAGUGUUUAAAAG
Messenger RNA from Aethalodelphis obliquidens (Pacific white-sided dolphin), 4694 nucleotides. It is a transcript of the gene SLC3A1, whose product is annotated as solute carrier family 3 member 1. The transcript has 16 exons. NCBI's taxonomy places the organism in Eukaryota, Metazoa, Chordata, Mammalia, Artiodactyla, Delphinidae. The coding region runs from base 2446 to 4503 and encodes 685 amino acids. The record is from RefSeq and is a predicted model, not a curated record. Gene Ontology annotation, biological process: carbohydrate metabolic process; amino acid transport.